Mytilinidion resinicola is the source of this 629-nucleotide messenger RNA. RefSeq lists its product as uncharacterized. The coding region runs from base 66 to 542 and encodes 158 amino acids. NCBI's taxonomy places the organism in Eukaryota, Fungi, Ascomycota, Dothideomycetes, Mytilinidiales, Mytilinidiaceae. The transcript has a single exon. The record is from RefSeq and is a predicted model, not a curated record.
CCCAGCAUGAUGGCAAUGAGCCUACGACAUCAGCAUCCAUACUAUUCGCUCCUAACAAAAUCACGAUGGAGGACCUCAGACAAGCUCACCACCACUUCUCCAAAGUGUUGCACUACCUCGAAAACAGCCCUGCAAGCUCGCCCAAGCAGGUCUCGCGUGUAUGCCAGAACUUAAUGGAGACCUCAAUUGGACUGUCCAUGCGAGCUCGCGAAGGCGCUGAACGGAAGAAGCGUGCGGAUCAAGCUCUUGAUUACGGCAAGGCGGCACUGGACAAUGUGCUGAGAUGCCGAGAUGUAUGCAUGAUUGCGCAGGUCCAAUUCAUGCUGGCCUGCAUGAGUGCGUGGAGAGUGUACCUGGAGGCGAGGGUGAGUGGAAUGGAGCCUAGGAGACAUCCGGGGAGGGAAAGGGUUGAGAUAUUGAUGGCAGAGAGGCUGGGGGAGUUGAGGGCAUUCCAGAAUCUGGAUAUGGAGGGGUAUGAGGCGCAGGCGAGGAAGUAUAUAGGUUAUCUGAAUAAGUCGCCCCGAAAUCAAGGGUGGGAGUGAGGUGAGGUCGGUAGACCCCUGGCGUUCGCGAGAUGAUUGUAAGGGAAAUAUAAAUAUUUGUACUACAGUCUAUUCAAUGUAACAGAU